CAAUAUUUAAACGAUCCACAGGAAGAGUCUGGUAAAGAUGGUUGCAUGCAGAAGGACACUCUUCAUCUGUGUUUCAAAACACAAACCGUUUCAAGUUAUUGCUCUUGAGAUUAUGGGAGUAUUAAUGAAAAGAAAGAAUACAAUAUCUUUCAAAGUCGUCUAAAACAUUACAGUGGUAUUCCUUGUUUGUCAAAGACUAAACAAAAACCAUGUUACCUUUACCUCAGAAAGAAAAUUCAUUGGAUUCCUACUUCAGAACUCUAGAUCUCAACAGGGAAUCUGAGAGAAAUGAUAUGCGGUACGAAUGGCUGCGCUUGAGAUCAUUUUCGACUUUUCCACUGACUACCACUUCACACAGUCCUGUUCGGCUUGCUCGAUCUGGAUUUUACUAUACGGGAAGAAACCAAGAAUGUGUUUGUUUUUCCUGUGGAGUUCAUAACUCGGAUUGGACAGAGUCCAGUGUUACAGAUAUACAUACACGACUGUGUUCAGAGUGUCGUCAUUUAAACGGACAUGACGUUACGAACAUUCCUAUUGGAUCUAACAACAGCAGUCAAUCCAGUCAUUUGCUUUCCGAGUCUAGUAAUAGAAAGGCAAGCAAUAAAAAUGCAGAGCGAAGAGUAUUGGAAAACACAAACAGGAGCCAAAACUCUACACACACUCAAUGUCAAGCUCCUAAGCAAAACCAGAGACCAUCUAUUCCGCGGUCUAACCAUGUGAGAGAAAUGUUGGAGCCUCUUGGGAUAAAUUUCGACAGGCCAAAGUAUCCAAGCUACUCCGUUUUGGCAACAAGAAUCAGUAGCUAUCAACAAUGGCCUUCAUAUUUGACUCAAACUCCAAAGGAUCUUAGCAUUGCUGGUUUCUUUUAUGUUGGAUAUGGCGACUAUGUUAGAUGUUUCUUCUGCGGAGGUGGGCUGCGAAAUUGGGAGCCAGGAGACGAUGCAUGGGUGGAACACGCCAGAUGGUUUCAAAAAUGUUCUUUUUUGCUCCAGAAUCGCGGGGUAGAUUUCGUCACACUCGUACAAAGCGUCCAAAGCGAACAAGCAGAGGCUACUUUGUCAGAAAAUCUCCCAUCAUCCCUUGAUAUUGAGCAGCUUCCUGCUGCUGUAAAGGUUCAUGAAAUGGGUUACUCAUGGGAGACUAUCAAAGCAACAUAUAUUCAGCUAAAUAAGCCAGUCUCAGAAACAGUUACAGUAGAAGAGCUAAUAGACGAAAUUCUGGCCGAUAAAGUCACACCACCAAAUCCGUCCGAGGGGAACAGUCAGGACAUUGAGACGAACCCUCAAAGUCCAUCUCCUCCAGCUGAUGAAAAUGAACCAAGUAGAACAUAUACUGCUAAUUCUACAGCUAAUGCCGAUCUGUCGAAUGAGCUGAAAUCACUGAGUUUAAAAGAUGAAACAGAGGUUUUAUUGGAUGAAAAUAGACGUCUCAAAGAGCAAAGACUAUGUAGGAUUUGCAUGGAGGAAGAUAUAACUAUUGCCUUUCUGCCAUGUGGACACUUGUGCUGUUGUGCCCACUGCGCACCUGCGAUGCGCAAAUGUCCGAUCUGCAGAGCAUUUAUCAAAGGAACAGUGAAAACCUACCCAGCCUGAUUUAUUUUUCAUGUAUCUGUUUAAUCACCGGACUUUAAUUGAUUGACAUCUACAAGUAUCGUUAACAUAAUAAUGCUUGUUUUCUUAAACUCAGAUGUACAUAUUUUGAUCAUAAAAAUUGUUUUAGCAAAACAAAUUUUUGCACUAAAAUCUAUUUCCUUUUAUAUUACUCGUUACGUUCGGUGUAAUUUUACGUGAAUACUUUUGAUUGUAUUGAUACUCAUUGAAAAUGAUAUAGCAUAUAUACCUAUAAUUUGUUUGUAAUUCUCCCAAUGGUUUGAUUUAUGAUAAUAAUUCUUGUGAAAGUUUUAUCUGUCAAUUAUAAUAGUUAGUGUAUUUGAAAGUGUUUGAUUUUUUUAACAUUAGAGGUUAAUCAUAUAACAGAAUUCAGUCAUUAUUGCUAAUCCUUAUAUUCAUUAUGAUAGUUUCAUAAUUCAACACAGGUAAACACACUUGGCAUAUAUAAAAUGUCGAAAAUGCGUGUGCUGUGCUUAUAAAUUACACUGGUAUUGUUGUCUGCAAUUUUAUAUGUUGUAUUUAAUGCUAAAAAAUAGAUAACCUGCAAAACGAUAAUGUACCUUAAAGCAUUUAUACUGUAGUUUAUUUUAAUGAAAAUUAAACAG
Magallana angulata is the source of this 2215-nucleotide messenger RNA. RefSeq names its product baculoviral IAP repeat-containing protein 7-like. Bases 210 to 1592 code for a protein of 460 amino acids. Lineage: Eukaryota; Metazoa; Mollusca; Bivalvia; Ostreida; Ostreidae. The record is from RefSeq and is a predicted model, not a curated record. Gene Ontology annotation, biological process: regulation of cell cycle; negative regulation of apoptotic process. Gene Ontology annotation, cellular component: cytoplasm; nucleus; spindle microtubule. The transcript has 7 exons. Gene Ontology annotation, molecular function: cysteine-type endopeptidase inhibitor activity involved in apoptotic process.